Paramecium tetraurelia is the source of this 1263-nucleotide messenger RNA. RefSeq lists its product as uncharacterized. Gene Ontology annotation, molecular function: protein serine/threonine phosphatase activity; cation binding. Lineage: Eukaryota; Ciliophora; Oligohymenophorea; Peniculida; Parameciidae. The transcript has 6 exons. The record is from RefSeq and is a predicted model, not a curated record. Gene Ontology annotation, biological process: protein dephosphorylation.
AUGAUUCAACAAUAUUAUCCUUAUAUUAGUCAAUUAUUUUAGAUUCUUAUUAUAGAUUUUAAGCCACCUAAACAUACUUAGAUUGAGAAUCAAUUAGAAAUUCAUAGAACUCUGAAAGGAAAUGUUCAACGUCGUUAUAAGAAUGAUGAGUUUGAACAUAAAAUAAAUUAAAAAGUAUCGCUUCCCAGUCUACCUAAUUUUAAAAAAGCAGAUUUAUAAAGUGAUCAGAAAUUGCUGAAUCUUUCAAAUGGAACUAAGCCUCACAAUAGAUUGCCAAAACUGGAAGCAAAAAGCGAAGUGCCUAAACAAUUAAAAUUGGAAGAUGCAAUCAUUCAUUAUAAUAGUGUGACUCCAGAAAGAAGAUAGUAGAGUCCUGAGAGACAAUUGUCACUAAAUAAAAAAAGAUUAAUGGCGAAAACAUGGAAUGGAGGACAAUAUGCCUUUAAAACAAAAGCUGGAUGUUUAGCUAAUAAAACGUCAAAAACUAAUCAAGAUUCUGGAAUAGUUUUACCCAAUUGUUUGGAGAAUUUAGGUUAUAGUAUGUUUGGAGUUUGUGAUGGUCAUGGCUCAAAUGGGCAUCUAGUAUCUCAAUUUAUAAGAUAAGCACUACCUAAGCAUCUCGAAUAGUACUUAGUUAAAGACGACAACAAAAACAAAGUAAUUUAAAAAGCAUUCGAAUAAACUAAUAAAGAAAUAUGGGAUUCUGAGACUGAUACAUCUUUAUCAGGAUCUACAACAGUCUCAGUGAUUAUCAAAAAAGACUAACUUUGGACAGCCAACGUUGGAGAUUCUCGAGCCAUUAUUUGUAGGAAUCAAGAAGGGAAUUGGAAGGCAAUAUAAAUUACUAGAGAUCACAAACCAAAUGUGGAAGAUGAAAAAUAAAGAAUUAUUUAAGCAGGAGGAAGAGUGGAGAGUCAAAAAGUAGGUCCUGAAAGAGUUUGGUUAUCAUAUAUAGAUGCUCCAGGAUUGGCCAUGACCAGAAGUUUAGGUGAUAAAAUAGGUGCUUAAGCUGGAGUCUCAGCAGAUCCAGAAAUAUUUGAAUUCACACUCACAUAAUAUGAUUAAUGCAUUAUCAUUGCAUCUGAUGGAGUUUGGGAAUAUCUUUCAAAUGAAGAUGUAAUGAAUGUAGUUACUCCAUACAUUGAAAAAGAAAACAUUGAUUUAGCUGCAGAUAGAUUGAUGGCUGAAUCUAUUAAUGCCUGGAAGAGACAUAGUUUAUCCAGAGAUGACAUUACUUGCAUAGUUGUUUACUUAAAGAGUUGA